This is a messenger RNA of Myodes glareolus (Bank vole), 4788 nucleotides long. RefSeq names its product solute carrier family 26 member 9 (gene Slc26a9). Gene Ontology annotation, cellular component: membrane. NCBI's taxonomy places the organism in Eukaryota, Metazoa, Chordata, Mammalia, Rodentia, Cricetidae. Gene Ontology annotation, biological process: transmembrane transport. The record is from RefSeq and is a predicted model, not a curated record.
AGAGCCCUUUCACACACCUCAGGAACACCUCUCUGCUGCCUGCUGCCCGCUGCCCGGACACACCUGCAGCCCUGCCCAGCCAGCUCUGCUCACUCAGAGCUUGUCAAUGCCCCAGACAUGAGCCAGCCCAGGCCCCGCUACGUGGUAGACAGAGCUGCGUACUCCCUCACCCUCUUCGAUGAUGAGUUUGAGAAAAAGGACCGCACCUACCCGGUGGGAGAGAAACUUCGCAACACCUUCAGGUGCUCCUCGACCAAGUUCAAAGCCAUUGUGUUGGGGCUGCUGCCUGUGCUCUCCUGGCUCCCCAAGUACAAGAUCAAAGACUACAUCAUCCCAGACAUGCUGGGUGGACUCAGUGGGGGUUGUAUACAGGUGCCACAAGGCAUGGCAUUUGCGUUGCUGGCGAACCUUCCGGCAGUCAAUGGUCUCUACUCCUCCUUCUUCCCCCUCCUGACCUACUUCUUCCUAGGGGGUAUACACCAGAUGGUCCCAGGUACCUUUGCCGUUAUCAGCAUCCUGGUGGGUAACAUCUGUCUGCAGCUGGCCCCAGAGUCAAAAUUCCAGAUCUUCAACAAUGCCACCAAUGAGAGCUACGUGGACACAGCAGCCAUGGAGGCAGAGAGGUUGCAUGUGUCGGCUACACUUGCUUGCCUGACUGCCGUCAUCCAGAUGGGCUUGGGCUUCAUGCAGUUUGGCUUUGUUGCCAUUUACCUCUCUGAAUCCUUCAUCCGGGGCUUCAUGACAGCCGCUGGCCUGCAGAUCCUGAUCUCUGUGCUCAAGUACAUCUUUGGUCUGACCAUUCCCUCCUACACCGGCCCAGGCUCCAUCGUUUUUACCUUCAUUGACAUUUGCAAAAACCUCCCCCACACCAACAUCGCCUCGCUCAUCUUCGCCCUGGUCAGCGCUGUCUUCCUGGUGCUGGUGAAGGAACUCAACGCUCGGUACAUGCACAAGAUCCACUUCCCCAUCCCUACGGAGAUGAUCGUGGUGGUAGUGGCGACAGCUAUCUCUGGGAGCUACAAGAUGCCAAAAAAAUAUCACAUGCAGAUCGUGGGAGAGAUCCAACAUGGGUUUCCCACUCCAGUGGUCCCGGUGGUUUCGCAGUGGAAAGACAUGGUGGGCACAGCCUUCUCCCUGGCAAUCGUGGGCUACGUCAUCAAUCUAGCAAUGGGCCGGACCCUCGCCGGCAAGCAUGGUUAUGACGUGGAUUCUAAUCAGGAGAUGAUUGCCCUGGGCUGUAGCAACUUCUUCGGCUCCUUUUUCAAGAUCCAUGUCAUUUGCUGUGCUCUCUCUGUCACCCUGGCUGUGGACGGGGCUGGAGGAAAAUCCCAGGUGGCAAGCUUGUGUGUGUCUCUGGUGGUGAUGAUCACCAUGCUGGUCCUGGGGUCCUAUCUGUACCCUCUUCCCAAGGCUGUGCUAGGAGCCCUGAUAGCUGUCAACCUCAAGAACUCCCUCAAGCAACUCAGCGACCCCUACUACCUGUGGAGGAAGAGCAAGCUGGACUGUUGCGUCUGGGUGGUCAGCUUCCUCUCCUCAUUCUUCCUGAGUCUCCCCUAUGGCGUAGCAGUGGGUGUGGCCUUCUCCAUCCUGGUUGUGAUCUUCCAGACUCAAUUUCGAAAUGGCUCCACACUAGCCCAGGUCAUGGACACGGACAUCUACGUGAACCCCAAGACCUACAACAGGGUCCAGGAAAUUGAGGGGGUUAAGAUUGUCACUUACUGCUCCCCUCUCUACUUUGCCAACUCAGAGAUCUUCAGGCAAAAAGUCAUUGCCAAGACAGGUAUGGACCCCCAGAAGAUAUUACUCGCCAAGCAGAAAUAUCUCCGGAAGCAGGAGAAGAGGACGGUGAAGCCCACACAACAGAGGAAGUCCCUCUUCAUGAAAACCAAGACGGUCUCUCUGCAGGAACUCCAACAGGACUUCGAAAGCGCUCCCUCAACUGACCCCAACAACAACCAAGCUCCUGCAGGUGAUGCCAACAUAUCCUACAUCACCUUCAGCCCAGAGACCUCAGCGGCUGCCCCGUGUGAGCCGCCCACCUCCGCUCAGUCUCCCAGGGAGCCUAGUGAUGCUCUAGCCAGUGUCCCGCCCUUUGUCACCUUCCACACCCUCAUCCUCGACAUGAGCGGAGUCAGCUUUGUGGACUUGAUGGGCAUCAAAGCCCUAGCCAAGCUAAGCUCCACCUAUGAGAAGAUUGGAGUCCAGAUCUUUCUGGUGAACAUCCAUGCCCAGGUGUACAAUGACAUCAGCCAUGGAGGUGUCUUUGAAGAUGGGUGUGUCCAGCGCAAUCACGUUUUCCCCAGCAUUCAUGAUGCAGUCCUCUUUGCCCAGGCAAACACUAGAGAAGACCCAGCACGCAGCUUCCAAGGGGCUCCAGGAGACACUGAAUUCUCCCUGUAUGAUUCUGAAGAGGACGGUCCCAGCUAUUGGGACUUAGAGCAGGAGAUGUUCGGGAGCAUGUUUCACACAGAGACCCUGACUGCACUGUGAGGGCCCGUUUGGUUCCCAUACUGCCUCCUGAGCGUGUGGCACCUGGGAUUUCCACGGACGAUAAGCCCAGGACCACAGGGAGGGACAGAAAGAAGAGUAUGUCCAUCCGCCAAGGCUCUCGAUCCUCUCUCAACUCCUGUCCUCUCUCCUGACUUUUCCUCCCUCCCCAUCUCCCUGGGGGAGAGUCGCCUCGGCCUCUGCAGCCAGAAGAACCUGUCCUGACAAGGGUUGGCAAGCGCGAGAGUCUGGUGAACCCACCCCAUCUCCUCCCUUCUCAUUCAAGCCCAGCCGGGCAGUGAGCUUAUUCUGCCCAUCUACCCAUGCCCCACCAUGGCAGCUGAUGGACACCUUGCCUUCCGGUCUUAAGAGCAAGCCAAGCACAGAAAGAUAAGGGCAGCUGUGCUGAGCUGGAGUGCAGUUCAAACGGGUCUGUGGCCUGGGUGGUUGAGGCCUUGGAGGUUUCAGGCUGUCGUUGGGAUUCAGGGAUGCACUGGGUUAGAGUGUUGAAGCUUGUCCCUCCGACUGCCUUAUAGUUGUCAGCUUUGUGCUUCAAAGACACAGUACUGUCCCCAAUCCAGGCGUCUCUGUCUCUGUGCCCGCUUCUCUCAGUGUCCUAAGACCGCUGAGGCCUUCAUUGCUGUCCAGCACUUCAGCCCCAGUGUGGGCAGUGGGCAGGACCCGCAAGACUGUCAGCGCUACCUCUCCAGGGACAACCCACCGAGGGGCAGACUUGGCCUCUUGAAUCAUCCCCGCCUGAAUGCUGCCCCAUUCUGGGGAACAGGUGAUCAGCAGAAUCCUCCAGCGAUACGGCGGCAGCCAUUCUGCACAAAAUCUUUCAGAAUCCCUCUUUGUACUAGCGACAUGGAGAGGGGGUGCUACUGCAGACUCGGGGCAAACUGGUGGUUCCUGGACCUGACAGUCCACCUGACCUCGGAGCCCGUGUUGCCCCUCCUUGGAAAAUCUGUCAUGGCCAAGUUCAUUUGGAAAGAGCCAGGCGUUUGAACUCUUCCUCAUCAGCCUGUAGCCCGGAGUGGUGGGGGGGAGGCCCUGACACCGAUGAGGGAGUCCUAAGGUUCUAGCUGCAGCAUCCAACUGGGUACAGAUGUGAAGGACCAGUUUAGACUGGAUCUCCCUCUACAGGGAGCUCUUAGCCAUCUCAGGACCUUUUUACCCCAGGAAAGAAAUUAAAUCCUCAGGAAAACAGGGAGGUAACUAGAGACAUCCACCACUGACUUGAAAAUAAAUAGGUUCUCUCUCUCUCUCUCUCUCUCUCUCUCUCUCUCUCUCUCUCUCUCUCUUUCUUACACACACACACACACACACACACACACACACACACACACACGAUCUUAUAAAACUACCAUUUUUACAAGUACACCGAAAAUCUGGCCUCUCCUCAUUAUUCUCCAAGAUCCUUCAGUAAUGACCCCUGUGCCAACAGGCUGGGUUCAGGCUGGGCCGGCCCAACCUAGGAAAGCAUCCCACUUACUAACUUGAGCCUGACCUUUGUUAUGUGUCCAUGUGUUAAGUAAGCUAGUGAGCGAGCGAGUCUCCUCCGUAGUUAAAGCACAGGGCCCUGGCAAACAGCCAGCACAUUCUUGGCCGCAGCUGUUGCUUCUCCGUGAAUCCAUUAUGCCAUCUGGCUGCCAAUGGAGCCCAGAACUUGGAAGGCUGAAAGACAACGUUAUCUGGGAUUCACUGUACCCAGCACUCAAAGUGCCAAAUUCCAGCAGGAAGAGAACCCCAGCCAAUGACAGUUUACCCUCCCCUACUCCGCCUCCUCCAAAGUCCAAGAAGUAUUGGAAGGUCACAGAGCCCCAGGACAUUUUAUAAGUCCCCUUUGGACCGAGUGUCUCGAUCCCAUUAACCUGCAGGUCAGGCCCGGGACUGAGAGGGGUUACUGAUUCACGAUGGCCUGGGGAUUGGGCUUGUUUGGGAGCCGAGCAAGGAUCUGCCGCAUGCUAUGUUCUCUCACAGACCACAAGGCAAAGGUGUAAUUAGAAACACAGGGGGCAGGGGCACCAAAAAGGUGCUGAAGAGAAUUCCACAGCUACAGCUCUUGGGGAAGGAUGUGAGCAUCACACAGACUGCGGCUCUGGACAGGACUGAGGCAGGAAGGGAGGGGACGAGGGGACAGAAGACCCCAGAUUUUUCAACAGCUGCGGAUGUUCUUACAGACACUGACCUGUGACAGGAUCCCGGGAGGGCUGCGAACCUUACCUCUUGAGAUAUUUGUAUAACUUAUUUAAAUGCCAGUCUCCUUUGUGCGUUUUGGUAAUAAACUGGUCUUGAAAUGUG